UGUGUCCUGGGCCAUGUAGACUCGGACAGGACAGCGCGCAUACAUAUUUAAAGCGACACAGACACUUUGAGUAAACAGUCGUAAAAUAGUUUGGGCUAUAUUUGUAAAUCGAUUUUUCCUUUUGUGUGUGUGUGUGUGUGUUAUUUUUAACUUUAUAUCACUGAUCAUGGACCAAGAAACCGAGAGGAACACAAUGAUGGAGUUUUGGAAAGAACACUCCAAGUUCGCAACGGUAGAGGAGAUGAUGUUAGACUCUAACGCCCAGGAACUGACCCAACACGAGCUGCCAGAGAUCCUGUCCAUGCUGCCCUGUCUGGCUGGGAUUGAUAUGCUGGAACUUGGUGCUGGAAUUGGUCGUUACACGCGUCACCUCAUUGGCAAGGCCCGUCAUGUGACCGCAGUGGACUUCAUGGAGAAAUUUGUUGAAAAGAACAGACAGGACAAUAGUCACCGUGGCAACGCUGAGUUCAUUCAAGCUGACGUCACAAAGCUGGAGUUUCCUAAACACAGUUUUGACCUGAUCUUCUCUAAUUGGCUGUUGAUGUAUCUGAGCGAUCAGGAGCUUCGGUCAUUGGCUGAGAAGAUGCUCGGCUGGCUCCGCCCAGGAGGGUACCUGUUCUUCAGAGAGUCUUGCUUCCACCAAUCAGGUGACAGCAAGCGAGAUUUUAACCCCACCCACUACAGAACUCCCGCCCACUACAAUCACCUGAUGACAUCGGUGGUCCUAGACGAAUCAGAUAAGAUGGGAAAGAAAUGUUAUGGUUUUGACAUGGUGCUCUGCAAAACAGUUCAGACCUACAUCAAGAUGAAGAAGAACCAGAACCAGUUGUGUUGGCUGAUGCAGAAAUCUCGUCGUGAUGUGGUGGAGCAGCAUCAGGGCAGUUUCACCACCUUCCAGCAGUUCCUGGAUAACCAGCAGUACACACGCAGAGGAAUCUUACGGUACGAGAAGAUGUUCGGCUCUGGAUACGUCAGCACAGGAGGACCCAGCACCACCAAGGAGUUUGUUGACAUGCUAAACCUGACCGCGGGACAGAAAGUUCUAGAUGUUGGCUGUGGAAUUGGAGGUGGAGACUUCUACAUGGCAAAGACUUUUGGUGUGGAGGUUCUGGGGAUGGACCUGUCAUCAAACAUGGUGGAGAUCGCCAUGGAGAGAGCCGUCAAAGAGAAACUUCCUUUAGUGCAGUUUGAGGUGUCAGAUGCCACAAAGAGAAGAUUUCCUGAAGCCACGUUUGAUGUUGUUUACAGCAGAGACACGAUUCUGCACAUCAGUGACAAACGUGACCUCUUCACAAAGUUUUAUUCAUGGCUGAAGCCGGGUGGGAAGCUUCUGAUCAGCGAUUACUGCUGUGGAGAGAAGCCCUGGUCUCCAGUGUUUCAGGAGUAUGUGAACCAGAGAGGAUACAUCCUCUACACACCACAGCGAUACGGACAGUUCUUAAGUGAGGUGGGAUUCACUAAUGUUAAGGCUCUGGACAGAACAGAACAGUUUAUUCAGGUUAUAAAGUCUGAACUACAGCGAGCCGAGGAGAUGAAAGAGGAGUUUAUACAGGAGUUCUCUAAAGAAGACUAUGAUGCCAUCGUAAAUGGAUGGACUGAGAAACUACAGCGCUGUGAGACGGGAGAUCAACGUUGGGGACUGUUCUACGCCACCAAAGACUGAGAGAGAGAGAGAGAGAGAGAGAGAGAGAGAGAGAGACCAAUUCAACAAAUGAUCAAAUAAAAAUCACUACAGUAUAUUUCAGAUGCAGCUGUAAAUUAAGUAUAUUAUAUGUUCUGUCAAAUUCUGUGAACUGCAGGACAGUAUUGCACAAAUUGGCUAUUAGACCAACGUACUGCGACGCAUCAUACAUUAAUAAAUAAAAAUCCACGUUUUGAUCUGUA
This is a messenger RNA of Xyrauchen texanus (razorback sucker), 1884 nucleotides long. RefSeq lists its product as uncharacterized. The transcript has 12 exons. Bases 167 to 1663 code for a protein of 498 amino acids. Lineage: Eukaryota; Metazoa; Chordata; Actinopteri; Cypriniformes; Catostomidae. The record is from RefSeq and is a predicted model, not a curated record. Gene Ontology annotation, molecular function: S-adenosylmethionine-dependent methyltransferase activity.